Messenger RNA from Umbelopsis ramanniana AG, 3403 nucleotides. RefSeq lists its product as uncharacterized. Lineage: Eukaryota; Fungi; Mucoromycota; Umbelopsidomycetes; Umbelopsidales; Umbelopsidaceae. The transcript has 8 exons. The coding region runs from base 91 to 3252 and encodes 1053 amino acids. The record is from RefSeq and is a predicted model, not a curated record.
UCUAUUUUUUUCUUUUUCUUUUACGCCAAAUCAAGAAGUGUCCUUCACUUUUCCCCACCUUUUAGUCCAACUCGGCAUUCAAGGCCAUUCAUGGAAGACCGCCCUCCAUUAACUGAGCGAAUCAGUUUCUCUUUUGCUACUACUUCUACGGAUACUGAACCGCUGUCAACUUGGAGACAGCAACUCGGGACAGUAUGGACCUCAUUGGACUGGCUAAUGCUGACCCGGAUUCUCAAAUCCGACAUUUGCGUCACAAUAGCUUUCAUUCUGAACCUGACAUAUUGGGGCUGGCAUGACAUUGGUACAGGUAUGGUACUAUCGUCCAUUGCCAUUGAAUUUAUUCACCCUGCAGGCUCCUAUGGUCGAAUUUGGGAGAACGCAGCAUUCGGUAUGAUCAUGUCAUCCGUGGCAGCCGGUUGGUCUAUUCUUGGAACAUAUUGUGCAAAUGCCGUUCGAGAUCAUGAUGAUCCAACCCUAGCACAACCCCUCGUGACACUGGUCCUUUAUAUUUUUUUAAUUAUUGGAGCGUUUUGGCUGAACUACGCUCGAGCUAAAUGGGAACAAACAAAUGUUGCUGGACUGUUUUCAGCUACCAUCAUGGUAUUGAGCUUAGUGGAUGCCGUUCACAGCUCAGAAUGGCAGCCUCGUGAUGUGCUCGUUAGCUGGAUGGCGGUUAACAUUGGUCUUGGGUUGGUCAUUGUUACCAAUUUGGCCCUUUGGCCGGAAAGCAGUACACAUUCUUUUGUACUCGUCCUGGAUGACACAUUGCAGCAAUUUGACUCCAUCUUCUCGGAGCAUGUGGCCAGGCUUUUACGCCGAGGCCCACAGCGUCCACCAUUAGGGUUGACAAAGGUCAACGGUAUGCUCCAUGCAUCGAUCAUGAAGGUUAUCGAGGCGAAACGCAUCGUUCGUAGAGAGGCCACAAUCAAUCGCCUCGCCCCUGCAGAUGUCCGGGACAUUACCAAUUUGGUCAAAAUGAUGCGAAUAUCCGUACAAGGAGUUGCCCUUGCUAGCACCAUGCAAAGAAACAUGGAUGAUCAUUUGGAGACAAGUGGCCAUCGAUUUGUGCGCAUCGAUACCUUUCGUAGCGAACAUCCCCCUCAUUUCGGCUAUUGCGAUAGCGACAGUACAACGUUUAAUGAUUUACCGAACGAAAUUGACCAAAAUUUGGAAAGUGAUCUGCGUACUUGGUCAGACCACGCCUCUUUCCAGAGCGAUAUCUUCCCGCCUGAGCAUUGUGCAACAAGACAACGUAAGGGGUCAUUGUUUGAUGAUAUUCUUAAAUCUUACGAAAGCGUUAUCCAGAUCACCGAACCCGUGUGUUCCGACUUGGCUAACGCUUGCUCCAGAGCGUUGAAAGGCUCCAUUGCAAGACUGAAGCGUUCACAAGAUUUCGAUCCACGCUAUUUUAACAAGCCUUACUUUUACCGACUUUUCCCUUCUGUACGAAACUCUUACAAUCCCGACAACGAAAACUUGGAUUUUGAUCACUCCGUUCCACUAUUAGAAGCCAUCGCUCAAUUCGACAAACACCGUUUGGAAGGUUUGAAUGAGCUGAUGAGAAGCGACGGUAAAACACCGCAUCGAGCUCUGUUCUUGGUGCUUUUGUUUCAAUUCAACUUGAGGGACUAUGCAGAAAAGCUGUAUACUCUCAGCUCCCUGAUUUACGAAAUUCACUGCAUUCGAAAGAAAAAACGGUUCUGGUAUCGGCAUGUAUCGAUUCGAAAAUUCUUACUGGGCCAUAAACAUGCUGGUGUAGGCGAUCUGGGGCUGGAAGCUCCACAAGCUGCCAAUGAUGAAAACGUCGCCAUUCUCAGUCGCACUCGCUCUGUACGUAAUGCUAGUCACGCUCCUCCGCCAACAGCAUGUCAGGAACCUACCUUGCGUAGAGGACGUGCUCGUUCAUUCCAACACCCCAAACCUAAAGAGACCGAAACAACUGCCAGUAAUCCUGAAAAGGACCCUGUCAUACAUAAUCCCCUGGAUGCUAUCCAGUACCGAGAUCCUGAUGCCAUGCUACCGUCGAAUCGCUUUGAAGCCUUCUUUCAUAGUAUCUGGUUAUACCGUGGUCUCAUCUAUGCCCCCGAAACCGAAUUUGCAUUAAAGGCAUGUAUUGUCGUCGUUCUGCUCUCUAUUCCCGCUUUUAUUCCAUCCUCAAUGGAAUGGUAUGCUGGUUCUCGAGGCGAGUGGGCAGCGGUCACUGCAUUGGUUUGGAUGGGUCCACGGGUCGGCAGUAAUCUCUUUGGCAUGAUCGUUCGUAGUGCAGGCACUAUUGUCGGCGCAAUCAUGUCCAUGGUCAUAUGGGAAAUCAGCAGAGGAAACCCUUAUGGUUUAGCUGUAUUACACUUCGUCUUCUACCUUCCCUGUUGGUAUGUUUUUCUCAACGUGUCGGCCCCAGGUAAAUUCUGGAGAACCACCGGCCAGUUCGCCAUGAUUACCAACUCCCUUAUCCUCGGAUAUACCUACCAGCUUAUUAAUUCUGGGAACAAUGUCCCUGUGUAUGUUGUUGCCUAUGAGAGAGCUGUCACGGUCUUGGUAGGCGUCGUAUCAGCGACCAUUCUCUCCGUUCUGCCAUUUCCAAAAAAUGGCCGAGUAGAACUUAGACAUCGCAUGGCCAAUACCAUUAGUCAGCUUGGAUCCAUGUAUGAAGCGUUUCUAGCGCUCUUGCUGGAAGAUUCGCGACAUCGAGCACAGUAUCCAGCGCUUCAUAAUCGAAAACUAUUCCGCAAACUCGCCAUAGGCAUUCGUAAACAGAUUGUUGGCGAACAAGUACUAUUUGAACAAUCAAAAUAUGAACCUCCGCUGCGAGGCAAGUUCCCAAAGCAUACGUAUUCCAAAAUGCUCCAGAUAUUGGAUAAUAUGCUCAACCUCUUGAUCGAAAUGGAGUACUCUUUGGAAAAGAUUGAUCGCAGUUGGCGCCGGGGACUAGUGCACAGUACGUGGCGCGCUCGUCGAGAUUUGCUCGCGGUGGUUUUGACAUCCAUCCAACUGGCUACCAACUCACUGAUCAACAAGCUGCCUCUACCACCCACCAUUAUGAGACCAACCUGGGCACGCAUGCGUCUGACUGAACAUGCAAGAUUGUGCCCAGCCUUACAGAUCUCCCACCUGGGCGAUGUCGAAUACCUUUACUACGCAGCUUACCUUAUGAAUAGCGAGCAGUUUUGUGUCGAAAUUGAAGCUCUGCUUGAUUGCAUUCGAGAGCUGGUGGGCGAAAGCAACGUCUCGCUAUGGCUUAAAAGCAAUCGAUAAUUAGCUACAUUCCUCUUUGCAUUUCCUGUAUUACCAUUGCAUACCCGCCCGUUCAUUAUCACUCUCUGCUUAAUACUAUUCAUGUUAUCUGCUUCAUGAACUCUUUAACACCAUCUAUAAAUUACUUAUGUUAAACUAUAGUGCAACCGAU